This is a messenger RNA of Caenorhabditis bovis, 696 nucleotides long. The record is from the annotation of a GenBank genome assembly. NCBI's taxonomy places the organism in Eukaryota, Metazoa, Nematoda, Chromadorea, Rhabditida, Rhabditidae.
AUGUUCAACAUAAUCAUGUCAAUGACGAAGGAGGGCUCCUCCGACGGGUCGCAAUUCAUUUCGCCGUCAAAAACCAGUCGCGAUUCGCUCAUUUCCACACUGUAUCGAAUGCAUCGAACGCGUUGGAGGAUUCUGGAUCCAUACAGACGCCUUAAAAAUGCGCUCAAAAAAUUGCAAGAGGAUUAUUUGAAGUCGAAAGAAGCGAACGCGAUCAUGCGAUACGUGAAAUUGGGCCAAAGUGUUCGAGAGGUCGCCAUGCUUGAGAAACAACACUGGAAGCUGCUCAAUGUGCCGGCUCAAGGAGCCACAGAAGAGCCGAAUUGCUACGUGUUGAGAAUUGUUGAACUUCUGGAAGACUCGAAUACACAAUUACCGCCGACGCGAGGCAUCGGUGCACUACUGCAGUCGACAAUGGGAAAACCGAGUGAAUCAAAUGUCGACACGGCACUUUACGAUUCGAUUAAAAGCCGAAAGGGUGAUGAUCUCGUCAAAGAUUGCGAGAAUCUCUAUUCGCAGCUCUAUCGCCUCAUCAAAAAGUAUCUCGGCCUUCGGCGGCUGAUCAAGGACCUUCACGACAAAUACGAAGCUACCCGAAUGUUCCCAAUUGUUCCCCGCUACGGAAUGCUGAAGAACAUGAUCAAAGCGACACUGCGGGCUCCAGAAUUCGCCGACAUUUGUCAUGAGCAGACCGAAUGA